Pygocentrus nattereri (red-bellied piranha) is the source of this 981-nucleotide messenger RNA. RefSeq names its product signal recognition particle 9 (gene srp9). The transcript is spliced from 3 exons. NCBI's taxonomy places the organism in Eukaryota, Metazoa, Chordata, Actinopteri, Characiformes, Serrasalmidae. The coding region runs from base 135 to 395 and encodes 86 amino acids. Gene Ontology annotation, cellular component: signal recognition particle, endoplasmic reticulum targeting. Gene Ontology annotation, biological process: SRP-dependent cotranslational protein targeting to membrane; negative regulation of translational elongation. The record is from RefSeq and is a predicted model, not a curated record. Gene Ontology annotation, molecular function: 7S RNA binding.
UAGUAGCUGUAUGCGGCCCUGGUAGUCUCGGUCGGGCUCUGCGCUGAGGUGGUGUGAAGUCGCUGAAGACUGUUUAAAGUUAUAAUUUCCACUUUUUAAAUCGUUUCUGUCUUUAGUUCUCAUUUCAGUAAAUCAUGCCUUAUUAUCAGACGUGGGAAGAGUUUGCCCGAGCGGCGGAAAAGCUCUACCUGACGGACCCGAUGAAGGUCAGAGUUGUGCUCAAAUACAGACACUGCGACGGGAAUCUCUGUAUGAAAGUCACAGAUAACUCUGUGUGUCUACAGUAUAAGACCGACCAGGCGCAAGACGUGAAGAAGAUCGAGAAGCUACAUGGGAAACUGAUGAGAUUAAUGGUCUCCAAAGAGACCCACAGUGGCGCGAUGGAAACGGACUGAGUGAUCCUGGAGGACUUUGCUGUGUUUGGACAGCGCAGUGUGUCGGCUCAUGUGACGUUAAUUUGAAGAGCGCGGAGUUUAAUGGCCCGAUGUUUGGAAUAUGGAAACUGGGAGAGUGAGGGAGACAGAAUGGAAAACGAUAUCCUCAUUUGCACACAGCGCCUCACGACGGGAAGAGUCGAUAUUUAUUUUCUGGUCCAGGAUGGACUUAAAUGUUAUUAGGCAGCGAGUGAUCUCCCAUAUGUUCUUUAUACAUCUUUGAGUGACCAGUUACCAAUUUGUUUUCUGAACAGCUGGUCACAAGCAGUUUAUUGAAUAGUCUGUACAUGGAUGCGGGGGCUUCUCAGUUAAUUUGGAAUAGUAUAAUUAGUGUUUACCAGCUCUGCUCCUGGAGGCACUGCACAGUUUUGUGUUUUUUCUGCUCCAACACAUCAGAAGUUAUUGCUAUAACUGGAGCAGGAGAAGCACAAAGCUAUCGCAGCUGUCCUACAGGACUGGAGCUGAAUCUCAGUAAUCAUUGGAACCCACAUUGACUCAAGUCUGUCAUUAAUGACUGAAAUAAAUGUUUUAUUCUUUUGGCAUCUGA